Messenger RNA from Hemiscyllium ocellatum (epaulette shark), 1269 nucleotides. RefSeq names its product leucine-rich repeat-containing protein 30-like. Gene Ontology annotation, molecular function: protein binding. NCBI's taxonomy places the organism in Eukaryota, Metazoa, Chordata, Chondrichthyes, Orectolobiformes, Hemiscylliidae. The transcript has 2 exons. The coding region runs from base 174 to 1073 and encodes 299 amino acids. The record is from RefSeq and is a predicted model, not a curated record.
GUGACAGAAGCAGCUGCAUUCUAAAACUUGGUCUCACUUAAACUAACCUCAUCCACACUUACAAAAGUGCUGUCUGUGAGACGGAGUUCAACUAGAGGACUUGAAUUUAUUCAUCGUCAACAAUUCUAAAUUAAACCUUGGCAGAAAAUAUAUCGCAGGCUGGGCAUUAAAAGAUGGGAAUUUGUGUGUCAAAGGAGGUUUCAAAAGAAGAGCUUAGGAAAUCAAUCAAAAGGCAAAAAGCAGUACCUUCAGAAGAGGACGAAGCACUUUUGGUUGCUGAGUUGAGGAGUCAGCUGAAGACUGUUUAUGGCCACAACUCCCUGGGGUUAGCAAUGAUGGAAAUGACAGAAAUCCCUAAAAUUACAUGGCAGGUAACGGAGGUAGAGAAACUAAACGUGUCACAUAAUUUUCUUCUGAGCAUUAGUCCCAGCGUUGAGAACCUUCAGAAUCUAGUUAUUCUAAAUUUGCUGGGAAACCAGUUGGCUGCUUUGCCAAAAGAAAUUGGGUCUUUGAGGAAACUGAAGGUCCUGUUUGCCGACUGGAAUGGUCUCAGAGAAGUUCCGCAAGAACUAGGCCGCUGCAAAAAACUCCAGGUUCUCAGUCUCUCUCACAAUAUGAUUUCAUCGCUCCCAGAGAGCUUCGAGGACCUGAGGCAACUGGAAAAGCUCAAUUUAAGCAACAACCGAUUUGUGCAAUUGCCCACCUGUGUCUACCGGAUGAGGAGAUUAACCUUCUUGCACAUCGGCUGCAACAAAAUUGAAAGCAUUUCUGAAAGCGUUGGCCAACUGGAAAACAUGAGGAUAUUUAUUGCAGAGAAGAAUAAGCUCAGAUUCCUGCCGAAAUCAAUCUGUCUGUUGAGGCCACUCAUGCUCCUUAAUGUGAACUAUAAUGAGAUUGAAAAUCUCCCGACAAGCCUGCCCAUGCUGACUGAGUUGGAAAGGGUAGCCUGUCAUUCACUCGAUAAGGGCCUUCAUGUCAAAUGCAACCCCCUAGCAAAACCACUGCCAGACCUCAUCCAGGAGGGGCUGGAACCCCUCUAUGAUUAUUUGAAGCCCAAAAGGGACAAUAAAUAAGAAUUGGUUUCUUUUUCAGUUUCUGAAUGUUUUGUGGCCUGGAGGGUCUUGAGUACAGCUUUCAUUUUGCAUCUGUAAGCUUGCUCCUACACUUAAACAUACAGAGUCACAGCUUGUAGAUGUCAUGCAAAAUCACCCACUGUGCGAAUGAAAACAAACCAUGUCUUAGAAAAUAUACCCUGGAUGUAUUUUCAAA